Pediculus humanus corporis (human body louse) is the source of this 1317-nucleotide messenger RNA. RefSeq names its product Heparan-sulfate 6-O-sulfotransferase, putative. Lineage: Eukaryota; Metazoa; Arthropoda; Insecta; Psocodea; Pediculidae. The coding region runs from base 1 to 1317 and encodes 438 amino acids. The transcript has 3 exons. Gene Ontology annotation, cellular component: membrane. Gene Ontology annotation, molecular function: heparan sulfate 6-sulfotransferase activity. The record is from RefSeq and is a predicted model, not a curated record.
AUGGCCAAAAAAAGCGUGGAAGUUCAGGUAUUCGAUUCCGAAUUUGCUGUUUUACUUCGGGAAUCGGUGACAUACGAAAUAAAAAUGGAAACAAAAUCAAAGAGUAAAUUAAGGAACAUAGCUGUCGGAUGCGUUGUUUUAACAUUAAUGGGAAUAAUUUAUUUCGGUUAUUUCUGCCCAGAGCAAGUAUGCGCUUUAAGUUCUCAUAUAAUUAAUCGCGGUGAUCACAGUUUUUCUCAGCGAGAUUAUAGACAUCCCCUUGAUGAUAACAUAGGUCGACAAUUAACAUAUCUAACAAAUUCAAUGAGGGGACUUAAUUCGAAUAUCGGAGGUGGUUUAAGUUACGACGAUGUUUUAAAUGAAAACUUUAGGUUUGAUAUGAACGGUCAUGACGUGAUGGUGUUUUUACACAUUCAAAAAACUGGAGGGACAUCGUUCGGAAAGCAUUUAGUGCGGGAUUUAGAUUUACAAAGACCUUGCAGUUGUCAACGAAAACGAAAACGGUGCGAUUGUUUUAGACCUAAUAGAAACGAAAGUUGGCUGUUCAGCCGAUAUACUACGGGUUGGAAAUGUGGUUUGCAUGCAGAUUGGACUGAAUUAUCAGCCUGUGUAGAUAUUGAAAUGGAUAAAAAUGAAGGAGAGCAAGUGAAGAGAAGAUAUUUUUACAUCACACUUUUGAGACAUCCCAUUAGUAGAUAUUUAUCAGAAUUCAGACAUGUUCAAAGAGGAGCUACAUGGCAAGGGUCUAGGCAUUGGUGUGGAGGUAGAACACCUACUGCAGAGGAACUUCCUCCAUGUUAUGCUGGAGUUUCAUGGAACAGUGUUUCAUUGGAUGAAUUCACAGCUUGUCCUUAUAAUUUGGCUGCUAAUAGACAAACUAGAAUGAUAGCAGAUCUAGCUCUAGUCGGAUGUUAUAACACAUCAUAUAUGCAUAAAGAGGAAAGAGAUAGAGUGUUGCUGGCGAGUGCCAAGCGAAAUUUGGCAGCCAUGGCUUUUUUCGGUCUUACAGAGCACCAAAAAGUAGGCCAAUAUGUUUUUGAAGAAACAUUUAAUCUCAGGUUCUCAGUGCCAUUUGAACAAAAUAACACGACACAAUCAAGUCAAACCUUACCAAAGCUUCGAGCUGAUCAAUUAGAAACCGUCCGAAGAUUAAAUGCGUUAGAUAUUGAACUCUAUUAUUUUGCUGAAAAAUUAAUGUACCAAAGAUUUAAUAAGCUAAAGGGUAAGGAUCCUCAGUUUGAGGAAAGAUUUGCUCAUCUAGGGGAAUUGCAAUAUAAAAGUUUUAUUAAUUGGAAUACAGACAUGACCACACCAUAG